GUCUACAGUAGUUCAUUUCUACAUGAUCAUGUUGAGCAUCCAGCCUCUUUUGGACAUUAUGAGAUCUGCAUGAUGCUGGUGGUGCUGGGAUGCAGGAGAUCCUCCGGCUUUCUGUCGUUCUGCUUUUGUCUGGCCCUUUAUACACACCUACUACAGGCAGCUCCAGAUUUCACUGGAUACGUGCAUAAGAUAUUGAAGAACCACACUGCUCAAGCCUGCAACGGUGAGACACUCACAAUCUCCUGUCCCUCCAAAACGGCCGUGGCCAUUCUGUCUGCGUUUUACGGCAGUCAUGCCUCCAGUGAUAUUGUGUGCCCCGCCACAGACAGAAACAGGACAGAGGAGAAGACGGACUGUGUGUCCUUUACAGCAGUCCAGCAGAAGGUCAUGUACAAGUGUCAGGAUCGGCAUGCCUGUAAAAUCCCCGUCACCAGCGAUGCAUUUGGGCGAGAGCUCUGCCCGGGGACCAGCAAGUACCUCACUGUUUCCUACAAAUGCCGCCCAGAACACCACAGCAGUAAGUUGGUUUGUGAGAAUGAGAGGCUGCGACUGGCCUGCAUGAAUGGCACAGUGCUAGCCAUCUACUCCGCUACAUUUGGACACCUGCUGCAUGGGAGUCCUGCCUGCCCCCAGGAGAACAGCACAGCACCAGACCUGGAGUGUCUGUCCCCUUCCGCCCUGAGGAGGGUGUCUCGUAGGUGUCAUGGAAAGAUGAACUGCUCUGUGCUGGCUGACGCUCACAGCUUUGGGGAUCCUUGCUUCCCUGGUGUAAGGAAGCACCUACGGGUGUCUUACACAUGUGUGCCCAGAAAUCUCCUGGAGGAUUUGGAACGCAGGCCUCCGGAUCCUUUCUUGAUCACUGAUUACACACGUGGGUUCCCGGAGGCUGUAGUUCUGUACUUUGUGUCUGGGAUCUGCGCUGGCCUGGUCUUCCUGCUGUGUCUGUUUGGUUUGAAGUCAACACUGGUGCGGGAUGUUAAAGACCUGUUCUCAGAGAUGGAAGACGAGAUAAGGGGCACCCCAAGUUCCCGUCCUGAGCUGGUGGAGGACCUCCACAAUGGCACCUCAUCUGAGUCAUCCUUCCACAGGCUCACACGCUCCUACCGGGUGGCCAGCAUGUUCAGCCCAGAGCGGAUGGUGGAACAGGAGGAGGAAGAGGAUGCGGAAGAGAAAGAACAGCCCAAAGGAACUAUUUAGCUCCAUGAGGAAUCCAGCCUUAAUGUCUUCCACAAGAAAGUUAGCCUGUCUAACCCUAUCUAGAAGAAGAUACUGUAAAUUAUGUCACAAUGAUCAGUGCAUAGUUGAUGUUUAUUUAUGCUGUGUAAACAAAGUGUGUUAUUAUUUCAUCUAGGUUAGCAUAGUGUGCCUGACUACUGUAAUUUAAUGACAUUCUCACAAUGACUUCUAAACUUCUUUCUCGACAAAUCUGUGCUAAGUAACUGGCUAUACAAAUCCAUUCUAUUAUUUAACCAACACUUUCAGUGCUAUUGCAGUCUGUCUUUGAAACUACUUUUCAAAUAUUUGUGUUUGUUUGUGUUUCUCUCCUGUUUAAUUGUGUAAUUGUAAGAAAAGGUAUCUCAAAUAAAGAUUGUCAUAUUAUGUUACAAUUUCA
This is a messenger RNA of Anguilla rostrata (American eel), 1612 nucleotides long. Its product is annotated as protein eva-1 homolog C-like. The record is from RefSeq and is a predicted model, not a curated record. Gene Ontology annotation, molecular function: carbohydrate binding. The coding region runs from base 70 to 1197 and encodes 375 amino acids. NCBI's taxonomy places the organism in Eukaryota, Metazoa, Chordata, Actinopteri, Anguilliformes, Anguillidae. The transcript has 7 exons.